Striga asiatica is the source of this 447-nucleotide messenger RNA. Lineage: Eukaryota; Viridiplantae; Streptophyta; Magnoliopsida; Lamiales; Orobanchaceae. The record is from the annotation of a GenBank genome assembly.
AUGUCAAGGGCUUUUCUGCUCCCUCAAUAUGUAUCGACAUACGAAGGUGAUCUGGUGGCCAAGUGUUAUUUUGCUAAGCAUAAACUUGUCUGGGAAGUUCUUGAAUGUGGUCUCAAGAGCAAAAUAGAAAUCCAGUGGUCUGAUAUCAUGGCCCUGAAAGCCGAGUCUCGGCCUACCUUUUUCCGAGAGAUCAAUCCACAACCCAAAAAGCACACUCUGUCGCAGGCAACCACUGAUGGACAGGCUAGCUUUAAGUUAUCCUUAUUUUCCCCCCUUUUGUUGCAAUAUUCAAAGCUUGUGGAAGUUAUAUUUCCUUGGUUUCUAUGUCGCUUGACUGAAUGCGCCAAAAGCCAACAUACCAAUUUCUUCUGCAAUGUGAGAAGAAAUAAUGAUUUCGUCACUGUAAUAAUGGGCUCAAACAGUGUGAUAAUCGUCUUAGUAUCUUAA